AUGCCGAAGCAUCUGAACCGCCGGAUCUUCGCUAUGCCGGAGGCCUUGAAUGAUCUUGGCUCUGAGACAGGAUUGUCUCCCCAGCUGUGCUUUCAAGACAUGACAAAUGCUUUUUGCGGGCCGGUCACAGCUCCAGCAUCGCUGCCAACCUGUCACUCUAUUAUCGUUGCCGUUGCUGACCCGGAUGAGAAAAGGGACACACGCCUUGUCCCAACAACUCAAUCCCAACCAGUCGCCACUAAGGACAUCAUGUGGUUUCCUCAGACAGUGAAGCACAUUCCAGACGUUUACGCACUCUUGCAUGCAGUAUUAAACUGCCAUGUUCAAACCCCGAUAGAGCCCGACAGCGUGCUCGAUCGCUUGGCAGUGCAGUCCCGUAACACAACGACGCAGCAGCGCGCCGUUCUCAUCCAAGAAGCUGCUGCCCUGCAGAAGGCUUAUGUCAGUACCGUUGUCCAAAGUGUCUGGACCAAACAGAUUGGGAUGCCGGGGGGUCUGGGCGAGCCCGCUAGAAUAUCCGCCACUCUGGAUCGCUACUACGUGUUUGUUGUGUCUGCUGCUACUGGAAAAAUAGUCUGCAUCGAUAAUAUUAGCGGGGUGCCCGUGGAGGUUGAUAACGUGCUGAAUGGAUUUGAUGUGGACACGACGGUGAUAACUGCCGGGAUUGCUGACAAGAUCCGUUCUAUUGUUGCCAGUAAGAAGGAGGACAACGUCCAGGCCGUUGUCGUCGGGCUAGUCUCGCGGAACGCCUGA
Messenger RNA from Grosmannia clavigera kw1407, 753 nucleotides. RefSeq lists its product as uncharacterized. Gene Ontology annotation, molecular function: cysteine-type deubiquitinase activity. Gene Ontology annotation, biological process: ubiquitin-dependent protein catabolic process. Bases 1 to 753 code for a protein of 250 amino acids. NCBI's taxonomy places the organism in Eukaryota, Fungi, Ascomycota, Sordariomycetes, Ophiostomatales, Ophiostomataceae. The record is from RefSeq and is a predicted model, not a curated record. The transcript has 2 exons.